AUGAAAUUCAAAGCAUUCCUUACGGAUAAUGGAGUUACUCUGCUCGAAAAGAGGUUUUUGCCAGCGCUGGACAAAAUGGGAAGAAUUUGUCAUCUUUACUUAACCAAAGACUAUGCAAUUUUUCUUCACAAUCUACUCAACGGUGAUGGUGUUCAAUCAAUUGCUCAGUUUCGUAAAGAAGCUCUUUUUGAUGAUUACCGUAUCUCAAGCCAAAACGAAGAUCGUAUUGCUUUCACCGUUGAUCUGGCUCUUUUACAAAGAGCUCUUCGAAGCAGCGUUAGCAUUUCAUCGACUACCACAACCACUACUGUUACUGAUCGUCUUCAAAUUAAGCUUGUGAAGAAAUUACCCCCUAAUUCACAGCAACCUAUGCCUUUCCUCUCCUUUGAAUCCAAGGGUUACAAGUCUGCAGUGGUACAAGAUGUACCCAUUUCAAAACCACUCUCUAGAGCUGAUCUAUUGGAACUUCAAACUGCACUUGAUAUGGCUCAGGAUCUCCCUCAAACUCUGGUUCAAGUACCAGAUUUAGGGCAAUUGCAGAGCUUCGUGGAUCGCCUUAAGCAUGUUGGUGACUUACUUAAUAUCUCCGUUGCACAGUAUGGUGAUCUCCAUUUACAAGUUUCUACUACACUCAUUAGUCUAGGACAGGAAUUUCGCAAAUUGCGAGUUGUUGGAGUGCAAGCUGAGGAACCUCCUAGCUACCGAAAUAUGAGCGCUCAAUCUCGAACAGAAAUGGCAGUACAAAGGGGAGAAGCUAUGUCUGUGCAAGUAAGUAUGAAGCACUUUGCCAAGAGUCUGCAGUGUCACCUAGCAAAACCAGAUUCCUCAUUUUAUGGUAUAGCCCAACUGGGUGCUUGUUUGACUGUUAUAUUCCAGUUCUUCAUUCCAGGGACACGACAUAAUGACAAAUCUAUUAGUUUACACUGCCGGCUUCCUGUUCUCGAUCCAGGUUCUGGUUGAAGACUGAAGAGUAUAAUACAGGAGGCUUACCAUCAUUUGGUAAUUCUUGCCUACCUGAUUUGCUCUGAUAGAAAUGGGCAUAUUACCCUAUGCAGUACGUCAUGCUACCUUGGCUUUUGUGUAUAUAUCUUCGAGACGAAAAAGAAAACUGUCCUAAAUUUCUUCAACUGUUUUCCCCAGUGAUUUUUCUAUGGAUUUAUUUGGUUUCAGUCCCCAUUUUAACCGAUCUAAUAUUUUUAUAUAUCAAUAAAAGUAAAUAAAAAAAAG
Molecule: messenger RNA, 1227 nt
Organism: Papaver somniferum (opium poppy)
Lineage: Eukaryota; Viridiplantae; Streptophyta; Magnoliopsida; Ranunculales; Papaveraceae
Exons: 6
Coding region: 1-960 (319 amino acids)
Biological process (GO): meiotic DNA integrity checkpoint signaling; mitotic DNA replication checkpoint signaling; telomere maintenance
Cellular component (GO): checkpoint clamp complex; site of double-strand break; nucleolus
Source: RefSeq, a predicted model, not a curated record